Messenger RNA from Aspergillus terreus NIH2624, 2022 nucleotides. RefSeq names its product putative copper amine oxidase. Bases 1 to 2022 code for a protein of 673 amino acids. NCBI's taxonomy places the organism in Eukaryota, Fungi, Ascomycota, Eurotiomycetes, Eurotiales, Aspergillaceae. Gene Ontology annotation, biological process: amine metabolic process. The transcript is spliced from 4 exons. The record is from RefSeq and is a predicted model, not a curated record. Gene Ontology annotation, molecular function: copper ion binding; quinone binding; primary methylamine oxidase activity.
AUGGUGCCUCACCCCCUCGCCAUCCUCACUGAAGAGGAGACCAACAUCGCUCGCGAUGUCAUCAGAUCCCUGCACCCCAACGCCGUCCUUCACUUCCGUGAGAUUUACCUCUCCGAACCCCCCAAGGCAGAGCUGCGUGAGUUCCUGGCACUCGAGCAUGCGGGUCGUUUGAGCCCAACUACUCCUCGUCCGCCUCGUCUGGCUCUGGUCCAGUACGAUGUCGUUGGCGGGGACCGUGUUCAUGUAUAUCAGGAGGCAAAGGUCGAUGUGGGCACGCGGAAGCGUGUGCAACAUCAUAUUGUGGGAAAGGAGCAUUUUGCUGCCUUGACGGUGUCCGAGUUUGAGGAGCUGAUCGAGGCGUGCAUGGCCUCUCCUCUCUUCAAGUCCGCCCUGGCUGAGUUCGACCUCCCAGAAGGCUUCGAAUUGGUCAUUGAGCCCUGGCCAUAUGGUGGUCGCGAUCUCGCCGAUGAUCAUAAGCGAUUCUUCCAGGGUCUGUGCUUCGCCACCAACAAGCGCAAGAACAACGACGAUGCCAACUUUUACUCCUUCCCUCUCCCCAUCAUCCCCGUCAUGGACUACGAGACCCGCGAGAUCAUUCGAGUCGACCGUCCCGCAACUGGAGGAAAAGGUGACGGCCUUCAGGACCAGACCUUCAAGCGCGAUAUCAUCGGACACUGCAAGGACUCGGACUACGUCCCCGAGCUACUUCCCCAAGGAACGAGAAAGGAUCUUAAGCCUCUCAACGUGCUCCAGCCCGAGGGUCCUUCAUUCCGUAUUACCAACGAGUCUCUUGUCGAGUGGCAGAAGUGGCGGUUCCGUGUGGCUUUCAACCCUCGCGAGGGUGCCACGAUCCACGAUGUCUGGUAUGAUGGCCGGAGUGUCAUGUACCGUCUGGCGAUUAGUGAGAUGACUGUACCUUAUGCCGAUCCUCGGCCUCCUUUCCAUCGUAAGCAGGCGUUCGACUUCGGUGACGGCGGUGGCGGAAACAUGGCCAACAACCUGUCUAUUGGUUGUGACUGCUUGGGUGUCAUCAAGUACUUCGAUGCUGUCCUCACCGGACCUGAUGGCACCGCUCAGAAGCUGCCUAAUGCGAUCUGCUUGCACGAGCAGGACAACGGCAUUGGCUGGAAGCACUCUAACUGGCGUACUGGUCGCGCGGUCGUAACUCGUCAUCGUGAGUUGGUCGUCCAGUUCAUCAUCACGCUAGCCAACUACGAAUACAUCUUCGCCUACAAGUUCGACCAGGCUGGUGGUAUCACCGUGGAGUCUCGUGCCACCGGUAUCCUCAACGUGGUGAACAUUGAUGCUGGCAAGACUAGCGAGUACGGAAACGUCGUGAGUGGCGGUGUUUUGGCUCAGAACCACCAGCACAUCUUCUGUGUCCGCAUGGACCCGGCUGUGGACGGUGAAAACAACUCUGUUGUGGUCGAGGAAUCCCACCCGGUCCCCAUGAACGAGGCUACCAACCCCAUGGGCAACUUUUACCAGGUCACCAACACGACCGUGCAGCGCGCCACCUACUUGGAUGCUGCGCCGCAGCUCAACCGAGUGAUCAAGAUGGUGAACCCCCACAAGAUCAACCCGAUCAGCCAGAAGCCAGUCGCCUACAAGUUUACGCCAUUGGCGACGCAGACCUUGCUGGCUGACCCUAAGUCGAUUCAAGCCCAGCGUGCUCAGUUCGCCCAGCACCACGUGUGGGUGACUAAGUACCGUGAUGAGGAGUACUACGCCGGUGGCCGCUACACUCUGCAGAGUCAGAAGGAAGCGGAUGGUGUGGCCGACGCUGUCAAGCGUGGUGAGGUGGUGGAGGACACGGACGUUGUGGUCUGGAGCACCUUUGGCAUUACCCACAACCCUCGCGUGGAGGAUUGGCCUGUGAUGCCGGUUGAGAUCUUCCAGCUCAUGAUCCGUCCGGCGGACUUCUUCACCGAAAACCCGGCGCUAGACGUGCCUUCGAGCAAGAAUGGCGCUUCGGUCGUUGUCGGAAAGAGUUCAGAGUGUUGCCGGAAUGCCCACAUUUGA